AGGGCUGUGUCCUCCACCUGCACAGGGGAACGGGGCACGGAGGGGGCCGGGCCUCUGACACAAAGACAGGCCUAGCACGUCCAACCAGGAACCCUUUUCUUUCUUUGUUGGCUCCCUUUCAGCUUUGGAUCGCUGCUCGGGUCUCUCCGUCUUCUAUUCUUGUCGGUGUGCACAAGUACCAGACAUCACCCCCCCCCUCACGCAUCCAGUCCCCCACGGCCAGCUUGGGGUCAUCGUCUGUCUCCGCCGCCGCCGCCACACCACUCAGCUACCGUUCCUCUUCACCGCUUCCCACACCCGCUACACACAGACAAGACUGCAUGACGGCCGCCGCCAAACGUUACAAAUACCUUCGCCGGCUCCUGAAAUUCCGGCAGAUGGAUUUUGAGUUCGCCGCCUGGCAGAUGGUCUACCUCUUCAUCGCGCCGCAGAAAGUCUACCGGAACUUCCAGUAUAGAAAACAGACGAAGGCACAGUUUGCGAGGGACGACCCGGCCUUUGUGGUGCUGCUGUGCAUGUGGCUGUGUGUGACUUCGGUGGGCUUCGCGCUGGUGCUGCGGCUCAGUAUUGCCAGCUUCCUCACCUUCCUCGCCUACACCGUCUGCGUCGACACCCUGGCUGUGGGCGUGGUGGUGGCAACACUGCUGUGGCUGUUCACCAACCGUCGCCUCAUCAAACCCACCUGCCGGGACCAGGAUGUAGAGUGGGGGUACGCUUUCGACGUCCACCUCAACGCCUUCUUCCCUCCACUCCUCAUCCUCCACUUCUUCCAGCUCUUCCUCUACCACGUGUUCAUCAGCCAGGACUGGUUCGUGUCACGCCUCUUUGGUAACCUCCUGUGGGUGUUUGCGAUUGGCUACUACAUCUACAUCACCUUCCUCGGCUACAGUGCGUUGCCAAUCCUGCAGCAGCCACGGGUGUUCCUGUACGCACUGCCCCUGCUGCCGCUGCUGCUGGCGGUCACCCUGCUCAUGAGGGUCAACCUGUGCACGGUGCUCAUGGACUUCUACCACUACCGCGUACUCUGAAGGGGGAACAAUUGGUGACUCUCUCUCUCUCUCUCUCUCUCUCUCUCUCUCUCUCUCUCUCUCUCUCUCUCUCUCUCUCUCUCUCUCUCUCUCUCUCUCUCUCAAUAUCAAGCAGUAUGUCGGCCAAACCUAAUGCAUAUUUUUCUCACACACACACACACACACACACACACACACACACACACACACACACACCAUUUAUUCUUAUCAAUGAUUCGUUUUAAAAAGUUGAUUUGCAUUCAUCGGAACACACACAAAAAAUUGACAAAAACAUUCUAUACCUUAUCACCAAAUCAUAAGCACCAUAAUGCAAUAAGGAACAUGAACUUAUAAACAACAGGAAACUAUUUAAUAAGGUACUAAAUAGGGCUCUGAAAGUAAAGUGAGUGAAGUGAAGUUUGGGGUAUCUACAUUUUGUAAAUAUAAACAUUAACUCUCCAUAUCCAAUUCCAGGCUGUAUGUGUUUUCCAUUAUUUUUUAUUUAGUGUACUGCACCCUCACUGACCUGUGUUUUGGAAUGCCACUGAUUAUUAUAUGUGAUUGAUAUAUAAUUAUGUUAACACCAUUUCUAAUUAUUAUUAUUAUUA
Eriocheir sinensis (Chinese mitten crab) is the source of this 1615-nucleotide messenger RNA. RefSeq names its product protein unc-50 homolog (gene Unc50). The coding region runs from base 321 to 1028 and encodes 235 amino acids. NCBI's taxonomy places the organism in Eukaryota, Metazoa, Arthropoda, Malacostraca, Decapoda, Varunidae. The transcript has 8 exons. Gene Ontology annotation, cellular component: Golgi membrane. The record is from RefSeq and is a predicted model, not a curated record.